Cokeromyces recurvatus is the source of this 1876-nucleotide messenger RNA. RefSeq names its product plasma-membrane choline transporter-domain-containing protein. The transcript is spliced from 7 exons. Gene Ontology annotation, molecular function: transmembrane transporter activity. Gene Ontology annotation, biological process: transmembrane transport. Gene Ontology annotation, cellular component: plasma membrane. The record is from RefSeq and is a predicted model, not a curated record. NCBI's taxonomy places the organism in Eukaryota, Fungi, Mucoromycota, Mucoromycetes, Mucorales, Mucoraceae. Bases 20 to 1756 code for a protein of 578 amino acids.
CUUCUUUAUAAAGAUUAGUAUGGAACAGACUAACACAUAUCCUCAAGCUGAUACUAAUAUACAUUAUCCUCCUCCUCCUUUAAAUGAACAAACCACUUAUCCAAUGAAUGAUACUAACAGAUAUUAUCCUCCCCCUCCCGAAAAUCAACAAACAAUGUAUCCAGCUCAUGACAGCCAUCAACAUUAUCCACCUCCUCCAGUGAAUCAAACUACAUAUCCAACUACUUCUGAUAACAAUAGAUAUUAUCCGCCUCCUCCCAAUGAACCCUAUAAUACAAACCAGACAGAUCAAACGCAUCAUCCUGAAUACCAUGGCCAACCUUAUGGUCAAUCUUAUGAUCAUCAAAAGCCUCCUCUUUAUAAUAUACCACCGACUCAGACAUAUAAUAAUGAAAAUGGUGGGGAAACAGGUGAGAAAGGAAUCAAGCAGGCCUCAGGUUGGCGAGAUAUUUGGGCAAUUCUUCUUUGGUUAUGUAAUUUAGGGGCCUUUAUUGGAUUAGCUGUGGUUGCUUUAAGGACCUAUCGAAGUCAUAGUGGAUCUUAUCAUGGUGUACAAUCAGAGAAUGCAUAUCCAGGUUUAACAUUUGAUACUACUACAUUUAAAAUUUUUGGACUCUCUGCUAUUGUUGGAUUUGGUAUUAGCUUUUUGUAUUUGAUAUUUGCUAAUCUUUUCCCGAAGCCAUUGAUUGUCGUUACCUUUAUUGGUUCUAUUAUCGUUUAUUUUGGUGUUACUAUUUAUUACUUUGUAAUGCAUUAUUAUUCUGCUGCUAUCGUCUUUUUAAUUUUUGCAUGUCUCUAUGUUGCUUGUUUCUUUUGGUGGAAGAGUCGAAUUCCUUUUGCUACAGUCAUGCUACAAACCAUUACUAGUAUUACUCGAAAAUAUCCUUCAACAAUAGUAAUUGGCUUUAUUUCGUUAAUUAUUCAGACUGCUUUCAACUUUUUAUUCAUGUUCACUGUUAUCGGCAUUUAUCAAGCUUGGUAUAGUUCUAGUAGUAAUAAUUCUAAACUUAAUUGUGCUAUGGUGUUUUUAGUAUUUUCAUUUUAUUGGACAUCACAAGUCAUAUCUUAUGUUACGCAUGUCACUUUAGCCGGUAUCUUUGCCACUGUUUAUUUUUUGAAUGAUGGUGUUCGACAUCCAAUCUGGGGGAGCCUUAAACGCGCUUUAACUACCAGUUUUGGUUCUAUUUGCUUUGGUGCCCUUUUAAUUGCCUUUGUUAAUCUUAUUCGAUACUUUUUGCAAAUUGCAAGGUCGAAUACAGACAAUGCAUGCACAGCAUUCUUUAUUUGCAUCAUUCAAUGCAUAGUUAACUGUGCAGCUGGAUUAUUUGAAUGGUUCAACUAUUAUGCAUUUAGUGGCGUAGCUAUUUAUGGCCAAGCCUUUAUUCCAUCUGCUAGAAGAACAUGGACCAUGAUCAAAGAUCGUGGUAUAGAGGCAAUGAUUAACGAUAAUUUAAUAGGAAAUGUAUUAUUUAUGGGUGGUUUGCUUGUCGGUAUACUUUGUUCUUUAUUAGGUUUUAUUUAUCUUGAAGUGGCUAAACCAACUUUUAAUCAAGCUGGAAAUAUGACACCUGUUGUCAUUAUGAUGUGCUUCUUGAUCGGUGCUUCCAUGUUUUCUACUAUUGCAACUGUCAUCUCUAGUGGUGUAGCAACUACCUUUGUUUGCCUUGCUGAAGAUCCUGAAGCAUUAAGAAGAACAAAGCCAGAGUUAUAUGAAAAGAUUCGUCAAACCUGGCCUCGUAUUGCUCAAAGUGUCUAAAUAAUGAGGACCUUAUUCAUUUAUAUAUACAUCUAUAUGCACACAAGUUAUAUUAUAAUAUCUACAUAAUGAUUAGUUUCAUAUAAUAAAUAAAUAUACAAAUAUAUUAUAAGCUUAAUA